CGCUAGACUUUUUUCGAUGAAGGCUUCAAUGAUUAGAGCCGCUGGAUUUUUUAGCAUGAAGCUUACGAUAACUCUUUAGAUGAUUCGAGAACGUCAAAUUAUUUUUUUACCGAUUCUUUUUACAAAUUAUUAUGGCCAAGUUCUUUUCAUUAUUUACGACUAAUGGUACUGUUUUCUUUACGUAAAACAACUUCUUCGCAUAAAGUCGUGAUGAUUCGUGCUGAGCUGUCAAAGGGUCCCAUUUUGAAACAGCACAAAGAAAAAUCAGUUGUUUAUAAUUAGUUGACUUCAAAUUUGCCAUCAUUUUUCUUAUAAGAAUGUUCUUAAAACCAGCGUUGUCUGCAGCUCUUGUUCUUGUAGCUCUGGUCUACAGUCAAAAUAAUCCAGAUGAUCCCUUGGCGUGCCCAGAGCCACCCACGCUUCCCAAAACUCUAGAGGUGGUGAGUUAUUUAGGGGAUGACGAGGUCAUAAUAAGUUUCUCUGAUGAGGCAUACGAGGGAAGCUUGCGGUAUGAGUCACUAGAUGUCACUGUGCGACUGCUUAUCGCUGAAACCAAUUGGCCGAUUGAGGAAGUUAUAUAUUCGUCAUCAGAAGUGCUGUUGAAUUCGACAUUAACGUUGAAUUCAAGAAUAUCGAAUGGUUUUUUAAAUCAAGGCGCUGUCUAUCAAAUAACCGUGCGUGUAGUUGGUGAACUAUGCGGAGAAUUUGUUCAAAUGAGUAGAGAGGGUUUGGAGCACAUAAUAUUAACACGUCCUCCGACGAUCAACAGUGACGUCAGUGUCAUGUUCAUGAACGAUUCAAUUCUCUGCGUUGUGUGGCACAAUUCCAAAGAAGAAGCCAACUACGACAGAGUGACGAGCACACUGAGUCAGUGGAGCGGAGGCGAAACAGUUACUGAACUUGAUCGAGUGGACAGCCGAGUUGGACAAUUGCAAGACACUGGCUUCCAGUGCCUGGAUCUCUCAGCUAUUAACCCUAAGCAACUCCUAUUGAUCCGGAUUAGGACAGAAGUCAAUUACUACAAUUUUAAUCCCCCUAUGACAAGCCUAUCUACCACAGGGCAGAGGAAUAUUGAAUUCAGAAUUCAUCGCUUUGGAGUUGAAGUUGAUACCUAUAUUUGUGACGGUGACUCGUGCCUCGUCCAUAUCCAGGCCAAUCAGCUACCACACAGAGAAAAAUUCGACUUCAACUACCAAGUGAAAAAAUCAACCGAGACAGCAACUAAAUUGGACGGCGUAUUCUUGGGCUCCCAUUGCGCAGCUGAGAAAACUUCGUGUACUUAUCUGCUUCAAAAUCUACAGCCUAAUGAAAAAUACGAUAUCGAAUUGCAGCCCACAUUGUAUGAUGAACAAGUUCCAUUUCCACUCCAUGGGCAACUGCAUACGCAGAAUUAACGGGUACGACAAGUACAUACCAGAAGAGCUUCGUAUCAACACAGAAUACAUUGGAACAAACGUAUACGACGAAUACAUACCAGAAGAGCUGCGACAUAACACAGAAUACGUCAACUAGAUUCUACUCCCCGGAAAUAUUUUUACGACAUGCAACAUUGACAACAAUUGACUCCACACAAAAAACAUGCACAAUUUGGAAAAAAACUAGCAACUAUCGUCUAAUAACUCUUAAUAUGUUAUAAUUCCAGCCUUUAUACUUUUACGAGCUAAUCAAAUCAUGCUUAAACUACAA
Symsagittifera roscoffensis is the source of this 1686-nucleotide messenger RNA. RefSeq lists its product as uncharacterized. Lineage: Eukaryota; Metazoa; Xenacoelomorpha; Acoela; Convolutidae. The record is from RefSeq and is a predicted model, not a curated record.